AUGGGGAAGAGCCGCGAGAUGCGCCUAACUCACGUCUGCUGCCUCCUCUACCAGCUGGGGGUCCUGUCGAAUGGGAUCGUUUCAGGGCUGCAGUUCGCCCCCGACCGCGAGGAGUGGGAAGUCGUGUUCCCUGCACUCUGGCGCCGGGAGCCGGUGGACGCGGCCGGCGGUAGCGGGGGCAGCGCGGACCCAGGCUGGGUGCGCGGCGCCACGGGAGGCGGAGGCGCCCGGGCUCAGGCGGCCGGCAGCUCCCGCGAGGUGCGCUCCGUGGCCCCGGCGCCGCCCCAGGAGCCCGCGGAAGGCCGGUCAGAGCCCCGGCCCCGACCCCCGCUGCCGGGGGGCGAAGAAGACGAGGAGCUCGAAUCGCAGGAGGUGCCGCGGGGAUCCAGCGGGGCUGCCGCCCUGUCCCCGGGCGCCCCGGCCUCGUGGCAGCCGCCGCCGCCGCCCCCAUCUCCCCCCGCGGCGCAGCAAGCAGAGCCGGACGGCGACGAGGUACUGCUGCGGAUCCCGGCCUUCUCCCGGGACCUAUACCUGCUGCUCCGGAGAGACGGCCGCUUCCUGGCGCCGCGCUUCGCGGUGGAACAGCGGCCGAGUCCGGGCCCGGGCCCCACGCGGGCAGCAGCCGCCCCGCGCCCUCCGGCGCCACCCGACGCCUCCUGCUUCUACACUGGGGCUGUGCUGCGGCACCCCGGCUCGCUGGCCUCUUUCAGCACCUGCGGAGGUGGCCUGAUGGGAUUCAUACAGCUCAAUGAGGACUUCAUAUUUAUUGAACCACUCAAUGAUACAAUGGCCAUAACGGGUCACCCACACCGUGUAUAUAGGCAGAAAAGGUCCAUGGAGGAAAAAGCCACAGAGAAGUCAGCUCCUCACGGUCAUUACUGUGGUGUCAUUCCAGAUAAAGGAAGAACUAGAUCUAAAAAAAUAACAGAAAGUGGAAGAGGGAAACGAUAUUCAUACAAAUUACCUCAAGAAUACAACAUAGAGACUGUAGUGGUUGCAGACCCAGCAAUGGUUUCCUAUCAUGGAGCAGAUGCAGCCAGGAGAUUCAUUCUAACCAUCUUAAAUAUGGUUUUUAACCUUUUCCAACACAAGAGCCUUGGUGUGCAGGUCAAUCUUCGUGUGAUAAAGCUUAUUCUGCUCCAUGAAACUCCAGCAGAUCUAUAUAUUGGGCAUCAUGGAGAGAAAAUGCUAGAGAGCUUUUGUAAGUGGCAACAUGAAGAAUUUGGCAAAAAGAAUGAUAUACAUUUAGAGAUGUCAACAAGCUGGGGAGAGGACAUGACUUCAGUGGAUGCAGCUAUACUUAUAACAAGGAAAGAUUUCUGUGUACACAAAGAUGAACCAUGUGAUACUGUUGGUAUAGCUUACUUGAGUGGAAUGUGUAGUGAAAAGAGAAAAUGUAUUAUUGCUGAAGACAAUGGCCUGAACCUUGCAUUUACAAUUGCUCAUGAAAUGGGCCACAACAUGGGGAUUAAUCAUGACAAUGACCACCCAUCAUGUGCUGAUGGUCUUCAUAUCAUGUCUGGUGAAUGGAUUAAAGGACAAAAUCUAGGUGAUGUCUCGUGGUCCCAAUGUAGCAAGGAAGAUUUGGAAAGAUUUCUAAGGUCAAAGGCCAGUAACUGCUUGCUGCAGACAAAUCCCCAGAGUGUCAAUUCCGUGAUGGUUCCCUCCAAGUUGCCAGAGAUGACAUACACUGCUGACGAGCAAUGUCAGAUUCUCUUUGGGCCAUUGGCUUCCUUUUGUCAAGAGAUGCAGCAUGUUAUUUGCACAGGGUUGUGGUGCAAGGUAGAAGGGGAAAAAGAAUGCAGAACCAAACUAGAUCCACCAAUGGACGGAACUGAUUGUGACACUGGUAAGUGGUGUAAGGCUGGAGAGUGUACCAGCAGGACCUCAGCACCUGGACUCGUGGCUGGAGAGUGGAGCAUGUGGAGUCCCUGUAGCCGAACCUGCAGUUCUGGGAUCAGCAGCCGAGAGCGCAAAUGUCCUGGGCUAGGUUCUGAAGCAAGGGAUUGUAAUGGUCCCAGAAAACAAUACAGAAUAUGUGAGAAUCCACCUUGUCCUGCAGGUUUGCCUGGAUUCAGAGACUGGCAAUGUCAGGCCUAUAGUGUUAGAACUUCGUACCCAAAGCAUGUACUUCAGUGGCACGCUGUCAUGGAUGAAGAAAAACCAUGUGCCUUGUUUUGCUCUCCUGUUGGAAAAGAACAGCCUAUUCUUCUAUCAGAAAAAGUGUUGGAUGGAACUUCUUGUGGAUAUCAAGGAUUAGAUAUCUGUGCAAAUGGCAGGUGUCAGAAAGUUGGCUGUGAUGGUUUAUUAGGGUCUCUUGCAAGGGAAGAUCAUUGUGGUGUAUGCAAUGGCAAUGGAAAAUCAUGCAAAAUCAUUAAAGGAGAUUUUAAUCACACCAGAGGAGCAGGUUAUGUAGAAGUGUUGGUGAUACCUGCUGGAGCAAGAAGAAUCAAAAUUGUGGAGGAAAAGCCGGCACACAGCUACUUAGCUCUCCGAGACACUGGAAAACAGUCUAUUAAUAGUGACUGGAAGAUUGAACACUCUGGAGCAUUCAACUUAGCGGGAACUACUGUCCAUUAUGUAAGACGAGGUCUCUGGGAGAAGAUCUCCGCCAAAGGUCCUACUACAUCACCAUUACACCUCCUGGUGCUGCUGUUUCAAGACCAGAAUUAUGGUCUUCAUUAUGAAUACACUAUCCCAUCAGACCCUGUACCAGAGAAUCAGAGCUCCAAAGCCCCUGAACCCCUUUUCAUGUGGACACACACAGGCUGGGAAGAUUGCGAUGCCACGUGUGGAGGAGGAGAAAGGAAGACAACAGUGUCUUGCACGAAAAUCAUGAACAAAAAUAUCAGCAUUGUGGACAAUAAGAAAUGCAAAUACUUAACCAAGCCAGAGCCACAGAUCCGCAAGUGCAAUGAGCAACCGUGCCAAACAAGAUGGAUGAUGACAGAAUGGACCCCAUGUUCACGAACUUGUGGUAAAGGGAUGCAGAGCAGACAAGUGGCCUGUACCCAGCAGCUGAGCAAUGGAACCCUGAUGAGAGCCCAGGAGAGGGACUGCGCUGGGCCCAAGCCGGCCUCCACCCAGCGCUGCGAGGGCCAGGACUGCAUGACCGUGUGGGAGGCGGGCGUGUGGUCCGAGUGUUCAGUGAAGUGUGGCAAAGGUGUACGUCAUCGGACCGUGAGGUGUACUAACCCCAGAAAGAAAUGCGUCCUCUCCACCAGACCCAGGGAGGCUGAGGACUGUGAGGAUUACUCCAAAUGCUAUGUGUGGCGAAUGGGUGACUGGUCUAAGUGCUCAAUUACCUGUGGCAAAGGAAUGCAGUCCCGUGUUAUUCAGUGCAUGCAUAAGAUCACAGGAAGACAUGGAAAUGAAUGUUUUUCUUCAGAAAAACCUGCAGCAUACAGGCCAUGCCACCUUCAGCCCUGCAAUGAGAAGAUUAAUGUAAAUACUAUAACAUCACCCAGGCUGGCUGCUCUGACUUUCAAGUGCCUGGGAAAUCAGUGGCCUGUGUACUGCCGGGUGAUACGUGAGAAGAACCUCUGUCAGGACAUGCGGUGGUAUCAGCGCUGCUGUGAGACGUGCAGGGACUUCUAUGCCCAAAAGCUGCAGCAGAAGAGUUGA
Mesoplodon densirostris (Blainville's beaked whale) is the source of this 3624-nucleotide messenger RNA. RefSeq names its product ADAM metallopeptidase with thrombospondin type 1 motif 19 (gene ADAMTS19). The record is from RefSeq and is a predicted model, not a curated record. The transcript is spliced from 23 exons. Gene Ontology annotation, molecular function: metalloendopeptidase activity. Lineage: Eukaryota; Metazoa; Chordata; Mammalia; Artiodactyla; Ziphiidae. Bases 1 to 3624 code for a protein of 1207 amino acids. Gene Ontology annotation, biological process: extracellular matrix organization; proteolysis. Gene Ontology annotation, cellular component: extracellular matrix.